AAAUAUAUUGACACCACGGUUCAGAUUCAGUGAGCUAGACGCCUAUGCUCCAACUUUUACUACCUGGAUAAAAAUAUGAACCACCUUGGAUGUCCUGGUUAGCUGAAGUGAUUGGCAUCUGAAAUUUUUCAGCGUGCUCGAAUUCUCAUUUCAGAGAUACGAGGAGAGUUAAGCAGCAGCCGGUAAAUACGAGGUGCUGUGAUUCAUGGGUGUGACAGCUAAGGAGCUUUCCACAGGAGUGGGAGAAUAUCUGUAAUCCUGCCCUCCCUGGGCUGCAGAGGUGUUGAGCCACUCAGGCUUUUAGUGGCAGUGUCCCCGUGUCCAUCCCGCCUGGGAAAGGCCAUAGGAAUGCCCCGGGGGGGUUGUUAAACGCUGCAUUCCACGUGGAGCCUUUCAGUGAUGGGAAGAGGAGUCGUUGGCAGUGCAAGAGCUGAAUAGUGAGGGCAUUCACACCGGAUUCUUUAGGCAAGGAGAGUCAAUGUGAGUGCCCCAAUGUGGGGAUAGGCAGCGUCUGUGGGAGCCCAUUAAAGCCGGGGUGCUCUUGGUGUGUCCUCCUUGGCUUUUCUUGGAGGUGUGGACGGAUGUGCUGUGUAACAAUGUCAGGAGAUUUUGGGAAGAGGUGCUGGAAAGCUCUUUCUGGGAGAUGGCGUUCAAAAGGGAUGUUCUUGCUGAUUCAAGAGCAAGCAGUUCUGUCCAGGACUCUACACUGGGGAUAAGGACAUGGGACUCCUCCUGCCAGAUUCCAGCUGGUUCAUCACAACUGACAUCUUGGCUGACAACUGUGAAAAGGAUCUUCGGAUUAUUCCAUUUGAUUUUUGUGGGAGACCACAAUCCCCAAACUCUAGGACAUAUCAGGUUCCAUAUUUCUUGUAGAAUUUUAAAAUAACCUUUUCUAAUGAGGAUGUCUGAUAUUCUUACUGUAAAAGAUGAAACUGAUACAAUGAAGGGUUCAGAAGCUGAAUUUAAAGAUACAGACCCAGUUGAAAACCUCAAAAAAUCAGGAAGUGAGGAAGAGAUUCAAGUGGAAAAGGAUGAAAAUUGUCCUGAUAACAAAAACAAUAUGCCGCGGCCAGCGCAGUCCCUGGCACAGACGGCCAAGCGCUCCAAGUCAAACACAAAGUUAAAGUUAGUUCGGAGCCUUGCUGUAUGUGAAGAAUAUCCACCACCUCCCACAGCUGAAAUAUCCCAGGACCUCCAGGAGAAAAUUCAGAUCCAGUUGUCACAGUCUUUUGAAAAAGAAGAAAAACCUGCAAAAGAUGAAUCAGAAAAGGAAAAAUCCAGUGAUAAGCUCUCCAGAAAAAUGUUAUCAAGAGAUUCCAGCCAGGAGUAUACAGAUUCCACUGGUAUAGAUCUUCAUGAAUUUUUAGUAAAUACAUUAAAAAACAAUCCCAGGGACAGAAUGAUGCUGCUGAAAUUAGAACAGGAAAUUUUAGAUUUCAUUGGUAAUAAUGAAGUACCAAGAAAAAAGUUUCCCCCAAUGACAUCUUACCAUAGAAUGCUGUUGCACAGGGUAGCUGCUUACUUUGGAUUAGAGCACAACGUGGACCAGAGUGGGAAGUCAGUCAUAGUAAAUAAAACUAGCAAUACAAGAAUACCUGACCAAAAGUUUUGUGAGCAUAUAAAGGAUGAGAAGAGCGAUGACUUCCAGAAGCGGUACAUCCUUAAGAGAGAUAACUCUAGUUUAGACAAAGAUGACAACCAGAUGAGAAUACGAUUAAAAGAUGACAGAAGAAGUAAAUCUAUAGAAGAACGUGAAGAAGAAUAUCAGAGAGCUAGAGAAAGGAUAUUUGCACAAGAUUCCCUGUGUUCCCAAGAGAAUUAUUUCACUGAUAAAAGAAUCCAGGAGGAAGAAACUAAUAGUACACAACAAAGACGACAGAUACUUAGAAUCAAUAAGGAGGCAUCGGGGAGAUCGGCCAACAGCCACCAGAGCAGCACGGAGACGGAGCCGCGGCCCUGGAGCAGCACGGACUCGGACAGCUCCCUGCGCAACCUGAAACCCGCCGUCACCAAGGCCAGCAGCUUCAGCGGCAUCUCCGUGCUCAGCCGCGGGGACAGCUCGGGCAGCAGCAAGAGCACGGGCAGGCUGUCCAAAGCAGGUUCAGAGUCUUCUAGUAGUGUAGGGUCCUCCACGGGUUCUCUCUCUCACAGCCAGCAGCCUCUUCCAGUGGCAGCUCUAAGCCAGCCCUCCCCUGGCACGCCUGCCGUGUACCCAGCUGGCAGCUCUAGUAACUCUCUGUCCUUUGAUGGUGCCAUGAGCCAAGUGGCACCUGCUGCUGGCAGUAGCUUCUUUCUGCUUCCCUUGGAAGCAGCGGGCAUCCCGCCUGGCAGUGUGCUGGUCAACCCUCAGACAGGUCAGCCGUUCCUCAAUCCCGAUGGCACGCCGGUGGUGUACAACCCUCCCCUGCCUCAGCAGCCUGGCAGGAGCCAAGUGCCUGGAGCUGCUCCUCAGGCAGCCCUGCCCAGCCCCAGCCAGCACCAGCCCGGAGCCAACGCCGUCCUCUCACAGCCUCUGCGGGCUCUGCAGCCUUCCUCCCAGCCUGUCCAGUACUCUGCAGUGUCGUACCCACCCCCGCUCCUGCCAGCCUCCUCUGCACAGCAAUACUCUGUGCAAGACAACCUGGGAUCGCAGUUCAGCCACCUGAGCCUGGCGCGGCAGGCGCCGGCCGAGGGCGCGGAGCCGGGCCCGGCGCUGUUCCAGCCCGGCGUGGUGCUGCAGCCCCCGCAGCAGCCGGGCUUCAUCCUGGCCGCGCCCGCAGCGCCGCCCGCCGCGCCCGCCCCGCCCUACUCGGGCCCCGCGCACGCCGUGGGCCAGCCCGUGCUCCCGCAGCAGGGAUACGUGCAGCAGCCCGUGCCACAGAUGCCACCCUGUUACUGUACCCCCAGCCAGUACCCGCACUCCAGCCAGCAGUACCGCCCCGUGUCUGUCCAUUACAGCACCCAGCAGAGCCAGGCCCUGCCCCAGCCUGGCCAGCAGACAGGUUACCAGAUUUUGCCCAACCAGCAGCAAAACUACCAGGGUUUAGUUGGAGUUCAGCAGUCUCAGAAUCAAAAUCUAGUCAGUGGCCAACACAACAACAUUGGGAAUCAAAUUCAAGGUGUGAUUGUUCCAUAUCCCUCAGUGCCAUCUUAUCAGGUUUCGGUGCCUCAAGGUUCCCAAGCAGUGCCCCAGCAGACAUAUCAGCAGCCUGUGAUAAUUCCCAGCCAGUCCAGCCAAGGGCUGCCCACCACAGGAAUGCCAGUCUACUACAGUGUCAUUCCAUCAGGCCAACAGAACAAUCUAAGUUCAUCUGUAGGAUAUUUGCAGCCUCCUGGAUCAGAGCAGAUACAGUUUCCUAGAACAUCAUCACCAUGCAACUCACAGCAGCUUCAAGGACAGCAGUGUGCAGUUUAUAGCAACCAUUCGAGUCAGAAGCCUUCACCUCCUACAUUAUUGCCACCUUCAUCCAAGUCAAAGCCACAGCAGGCUGCUUCCAUUGUGCACUACAGCAUAGUGUCUCCACCCUCAUCAUGUAAAAGUUCACCCACUGGUCUUUCCAUCAUGCAGCCAAAAAAAGGCGCGGCGCCGCCCGCCGGGGGGGUGCUGAUGAUGCAGCUCAGCGUGCCCGGCAGCGCCGCCCCCCGGAACCCGUCCCCGCCGCAGAGGAGAGCGGGCAAGUUCUACUGCGAGCCCGCCCGCGGGCACAAGGGCACGGACGGCAGCACUUUAGACGGGGCUGCGCAGCUGCAGCACAGUCCUCAACUGGGCAGCCCUGGCACCUCACCAGCCCAAUCACCAGCACCAGCCCAGCUGUCAAACAUGAAGAACAUCCGUCCCACACUGGCACCUCUGUCUAUCGUGUCCCAGUUUUCUAGACCUUUUGUCCCUGGACAAGGAGAUGCCAGAUACCCAUUGCUUGGCCAACCCCUGCAAUACAAUCCAUCUUUGUUACGUGGACAAGUAACAAGCCAACAGUGUCAGCCUGGAAACAGACACGGGAACAGGGGAAAGAAACCAGCAAAGAAGGCUGCUUCAGCAGAUCUUGGUGCAGGAGAGCCAGUUGUGGGCAAAGUUCUAGAAAUUACUGAGCUGCCCGAAGGCAUCACUCGCAUGGAAGCAGAGAAGCUCUUUGGGGAACUGUUGAAGGUGGGUGCCAAGAUCCGGUGGCUGAGGGACUCGCAGUGCCAGCAGCAGCAGCAGCGGCGGCUCUGCGGGGACGGCGGCGGGGGCGCCGGGGACUUGGCCUCCAGCUACACGGUGCUGGCCGCCUUCCCCAGCCUGGCGGCGGCGCAGAGCGCGCUCAAGAGACAGAGCGGCGGCGCGGGCGGCAAGUUCCGCCUGAGGAGCAGCAGGAGGCACCAGGAGCUGCACGGCCUCGAGAGGGCCAGCUCGCAGUAGCGGCAGCGCCGCGCCGGGCUCGGCCCCUGCUGCCGCCGCGCUCCCUCCUCCGUCGCUUCGGUGUCAGGGGCUUUCCGUUGUCUCCAGAGAGACUCCUGGGAUCUUUUGUCACGUGACAUUUGCCAUUGAAGAAUAAAUAACCCAGUGAAUCCAGCAAGAUGAAGAACAAAAUUUCCAGAGUUGCUCCCAGACGAUAGCAAGGAAUCAUCUUUGCGACAGGCGGCUUUCUGUGAGGAACGCUGCUGAAAUGCCCCCUACUUUUAUAGUAGUUUUGUUUUAUAUUUUUGAAAUCUUGUAUCAGAUCCAAAGUUCUAUUGUACAGCAGAUGUUCAUAAAAAUCCAUAUGCAGAUUUGUAUUUUAUAAUCCCUUUUCACAGCCAGCACGCAGCAGUCCAUUCCAAGGCAGGAACCUGAGGAUUGCUGGAGGGGAAAAGAGAACCAUUCUUAAGGAAUUAUAUUCAUUUUCUAGCAAACUACCCAACAUCUUCAAGUUAACCUGUUCUUUGCCCCUUGUGUGUUUUUUCUUCUUUUCUUUCUUUUUUUCCUCUCUUUUUCCUUUUUCUUCUUUUUCUGUUUUUCUUUAAGAAAAAAAAGAAUGUCAUUUUAGUAACUAACUCCUUAGAUGGUCAUUGUCUUUUGCAAUAUUUUCAAACAAUGUCAAAAGAAAUUACAAGUUUGUACCCUUGAAGAAUUUGCUUCUGAUCCAGCAAGUUUAAUAAUUACUAGAAGGGGAUUAUGAAUAGGUUACAAAGAAUGUUCACUGAAUCACAUUUUAAUAUUUCUUUUUAACAUAAGUGUGAAGAAACUUUAUGUAUCUUCAUACAAGUGACAAAAUGUUUGCACUUUAAUUGUGUUCCCACCAGUAUGGGUCUCUUUCUCUUCCUUUUCACGCUAAGAUAAUUGUUUGGUAAGUGCUGGAAACCUUUUUAAUAGUUUAAGUUUUCAUCAUUUGCAGAUGCUCACUGGACAUUAAAGAUUCAUUGCACAUAAAUGAAACAAAACUUUUUUCAACUUGUGUAAUUUGCAAGUCUGUACAAUGUGUGCUGAUGCAAGCCUUUUUCAGUUCAAAAGAAUAAAUGUUUACAAACACGAACUUUUUCAGUG
Messenger RNA from Zonotrichia albicollis (white-throated sparrow), 5482 nucleotides. NCBI's taxonomy places the organism in Eukaryota, Metazoa, Chordata, Aves, Passeriformes, Passerellidae. The record is from RefSeq and is a predicted model, not a curated record.